CAGCCGCCUAGUUCCCGGGAGUGGCGGCGGCUGGGCUGAGGCGCAGCGCUUCCUCCGCGUUCGCUUCUCUGCCGAAGCGCUGAGCCGCCGUGUCCCGCAGCCGACGGGCUCCGUCCCACUCCCGCCGCCGAGGUCCGCGGCCGCCGAUCCCUUCUUCCCUGUGAGAAUGUAAGAUGGACCCAGAGGAGCAGGAGCUACUGAACGACUACAGAUACAGGAGUUACUCAUCAGUUAUCGAGAAGGCUUUAAGAAACUUCGAGUCCUCCAGCGAAUGGGCGGAUCUCAUAUCCUCGCUUGGCAAGCUCAACAAGGCUCUCCAGAGCAACCUGAAGUAUUCCCUGCUGCCACGGCGGCUCAUCAUCAGCAAGAGGCUAGCUCAGUGCCUGCAUCCUGCCCUGCCCAGCGGUGUUCACCUCAAAGCCCUAGAAACCUACGAGAUCAUCUUUAAGAUCGUGGGAACCAAAUGGCUGGCCAAGGACUUGUUCUUGUACAGCUGUGGCCUGUUUCCGCUCCUGGCCUAUGCUGCCAUGUCGGUCCGGCCCGUGCUGCUUGGCCUGUAUGAGAAGUACUUCCUUCCGCUGCAGAAGCUGCUCCUGCCCAGUCUUCAGGCCUUCCUUGUGGGCCUGCUGCCGGGCCUGGAAGAAGGCUCUGAGAUCUAUGAAAGAACCGAUGCCCUGCUCCUGAGACUGUCUGUGGUUGUGGGCCGGGAGGUGUUCUAUGCAGCCCUGUGGGGGAGCGUUCUGACAAGCCCUUCCAUCCGCCUCCCUGCCUCCUUGUUUGUGGUAAACCACAUCAGCAGGGACUCACCAGGCAAGGAGCAGAAGUACAUGCUGGGUACUGAUUACCAGCUCACGGUGAGGUCCCUGUGUGCUUCACUACUGGACGCCAAUGUUCUUGUGCAAAGAAAUAAUCUGGAAAUCAUUCUGUUUUUCUUCCCAUUUUAUACCUGUCUGGACCCUGAUGAGCGAGCCAUCCCUCUCCUCAGACGGGACAUUGUACACAUUCUCUCAGCGGCCACCCAGACACUCCUGAGAAGGGACAUGUCUCUCAACAGAAGACUCUACGCCUGGUUACUAGGUUCUGACAUUAAAGGAAAUACCAUUGUGCCAAAAUCUGAAAUUUCAAAUUCUUAUGAAGACCAGUGCUCAUACUUUUUUGAUAAAUACUCCAAGGAUCUUUUAGUUGAGGCUUUGGCUGAGAUACUGCACCAGAAGUUCUUGGAUGCUGACUUAGAGGAACGCCACCAUGCCUAUCUGAAGCCUUUCCGAAUCCUUGUCAGUCUACUGGACAAGCCGGAAAUAGGACCUCAAGUGGUUGAGAAUCUAUUUCUGGAAGUCAUCAGGGCCUUUUAUUCCUAUUGCCACGAUGUCCUCGGCGCUGACCUUAAGCUUAGCUACACUCAGAGUGGGAAUCCGCUAACAAGCACAAUCAAAGAAAACAGACACGCCUCCGAGAUUGUAAAGACGGUCAACUUGCUGGUCUCGUCCCUCAGCUCGGACUUCCUGUGGGAUUACAUGGCACGGUGUUUCGAGGAGUGCUUCAGCAGACCUGUGACGCAGACCACGGCUACUGGAGAAGCCAUCAGCCCUCCCCCCACCGUGUCGGAGCUCUGCACCCUCCUCGUGUUCCUCCUGGACGUGAUUCCCUUGGAACUCUACUCAGAGGUGCAGACCCAGUACCUCCCACAGGUGCUUGGCUGCCUGCUGCAGCCUCUCGCUGAGGAGAUGGAGGCCCUGAGCUUACCUGAGCUCACACAUGCCUUGAAGACGUGUUUCAAGGUGCUUAGCAAAGUCCAGAUGCCUCCCUCCUACCUAGACAUGGAGCCCUCCAGCGGGAACUCGAGUCCAGUAAAAGGAGGAAACAGUGGCAUUGUUUUGGAAACGGAGGCCGUGGUUGCAGGUGAUGAAGAGCCUUCCUUUCCCCCACUGAAAUCUGAAGACAGUGGGAUCGGGCUCAGUGCCUCAUCGCCAGAGCUCUCUGAGCACCUCAGGGUGCCCCGGGUGUCUGCGGAAAGAGACGACAUCUGGAAGAAGGGCGGGACUAUGCAGGCAACGUUUCUUUGCAUCCAGGAGCUCAUUGCAAACUUUGCCAGCAAGAACAUCUUUGCAGCAUCACUGGCUGUGUCUGGGGAAGAAACCAAGCCUGCAGAGCCUCCAGGGAAGAGCAGCAAGGGCCAGACACAGAGCACUGAGCCCUCCGUCAGGAAGAGCUCGUGGGAUCCCAAGCCCAUCACUGUGCCCCAGUUUAAACAGAUGCUGUCGGACUUGUUCACGGUUCGAGGGUCUCCCUUUAAGACAAGAAGCUCAGAGUCACUGUCUGUGCCCAGCAGCCCACACAGGAAGGCAGCAACAGAAUGGGGUGUUGACCAGGUGGCCAUUGAGUUGGUGGGCUCCAAGGAGGACUGCAGGGAGGCCCUGGCUGCCGCCUGCCACCUGCUGCUGGACUGUGCCACCUUCCCCGUGUAUCUGUCUGAGGAGGAGACUGAGCAGCUGUGUGAGGUGCUCUUCCAGACUCCAGGAGCCAGCGAUUGCAGUUUUCCACUGUGGCUGAAAUCCCUCAUGACAAUUUGCUGCUGUGUGAAGGACUGCUCCCUCCAGAACAUAGCCAUCGCUACCCUGCUGGAAGUAAUAAACCACUCCCAGUCCCUCGCUCUUGUCAUUGACGACAAGAUGAAGCGCUACAAAACCUCUGGGAACAACCCAUUUUUUGGCAAGUUACAAAUGGUGACAGUCCCUCCCAUUGCUCCUGGGAUACUGAAAGUCAUUGCCGAGAAAACAGACUUCUACCAGAGGGUGGCCCGUGUGCUCUGGAGCCAGCUGAACAAGGAGACCCGGGAGCAUCACAUCACCUGUGUAGAGCUGUUCUACCGCCUGCACUGCCUGGCUCCGACCGCCAACAUCUGUGAGGACAUCAUCUGCCACGCGCUCCUGGACCCCGACAAGGGAACAAGACUGGAAGCUCUGUUUAGGUUUUCUGUGAUCUGGCACCUGACACGAGAAAUCCAGGGUAGUCGUGUGACGUCCCACAACCGCUCUUUUGACAGGUCCUUGUUUGUCGUCCUGGAUAGCCUGGCUUGCACAGACGGUGCUAUCAGUGCAGCAGCCCAGGGCUGGCUGGUGCGAGCACUCUCCCUCGGGGAUGUGGCACGCAUCCUCGAACCCAUGCUCCUGCUGCUGCUCCAGCCCAAAACCCAGAGGACCUCCAUCCAGUGCCUCAAGCAGGAGAACUCAGCAGAGGACUUACACCGUUGGUUUAACAGGAAGAAGCCCGCAUUCAAAGAGCCAUGUGGUGACUCCGAGCUGCAGGAAGGCACCCCUGAGGGACGCCUGCCUCAAGGCCAGUUCACCACCGUGGAUCGAGAAGCCAUCUGGGCAGAAGUAGAGAAGGAGCCAGAGAAAUGCCCACCAAGAAGUGAUCUGAGCGAGGAAGACCUGCCCUACUACGUGGACCUUCCAGACAGGAUGACCUCUGGUGGCGGGGACAGCAGUGAGCACACGGAGUCUGCAGACACGAGCUCUGUCCACAUGGACAGUGAGAACACAUCCACGUUCUCAUCUCCCUCCCAUGACCUGCAGGACCUGAGCCACGAGGAGAAUUGCUGUGCCCCUCUCCCCAUCGGGGGCAGGGCGCACCCCAAGCGAGCAGCCUUGCUGGCCGCCCUACAGCCAGACAGCCCCGGGUCCAACGCCAGGUUAAGCCUAGUGCGAGCAGACUCGGACAGGACGCAGGCUUCCGAGUCACUUUCCAGCGAUGAGGAGGCUGACGUGGAGCUCCAGGCCAUCACUACGUCCAGGUUGCUGAGGCAGCAGAGGGAGAAGCAGGAGACAGUGGAGGCCCUGUUCAAGCACAUCCUGCUCUACCUGCAGCCCUACGACUCCCAGAGGGUCCUGUACGCCUUCUCCGUGCUGGAGGCCGUGCUGAAGACCAACCCCAAGGAGUUCAUUGAGGCUGUGUCCAGGACGGGCAUAGACACCAGCUCCACUGCGCAUCUCAACCUCAUCUCCAACCUCCUCGCACGCCACCAGGAGGCCCUCAUUGGCCAGAGCUUUUAUGGCAAGCUACAGACCCAGGCCCCCAACGUCUGCCCCCACUCCCUGCUCAUCGAGCUCCUUACCUACCUCUGCCUGAGCUUCCUCCGGUCCUACUACCCCUGCUACCUGAAGGUCUGUCACAGGGACAUCCUUGGCAACCGGGACGUGCAGGUCAAGAGUGUGGAGGUUCUCAUUAGAAUAACAACCCAGCUGGUCUCCAUGGCCAAGUCCUCGGAAGGGAAGAAUGUGGAGUUCAUCCACAGCCUGCUGCAGAGGUGCAAGGUCCAGGAGUUUGUCCUGCUCUCGCUGUCCGCAUCCAUGUACACCAGCCAGAAGCGCUACGGCCUGGCGACCGCUGCCCGUGGGGGCAGAGGCCUCAUGGAGGACAGCCUCUUUGAGGAGAGCCUCAUCAACCUGGGGCAGGACCAGAUCUGGAGUGAGCACCCACUGCAGAUUGAGCUGCUCAAGCUACUGCAGGCCCUCAUUGUCCUGGAGCACCACCUGGGCCAGGGUCAGGAGGCGGCCGAGAGCCAGCCGGCCCUGUCCCGAGAGUGGCAGAGGGCGUUGAACUUCCAGCAGGCCAUCGGGGCCAUGCAGUACGUGCAGCCCCACCCUCUCACCUCCCAGGGCCUUCUGGUCUCAGCUGUGGUGAGAGGGCUGCAGCCCGCCUAUGGCUACGGCAUGCACCCCGCCUGGGUGAGCCUCGUCACCCAUUCCUUGCCAUACUUUGGAAAGUCUCUGGGCUGGACAGUGACACCCUUUGUUAUCCAGAUUUGCAAAAAUUUGGACGACCUGGUCAAGCAGUAUGAAAGCGAAUCUGUCAAGUCCACUGUCAGCACAACCUCAAAGAAGGAAAACAUUUCUCCAGAUUACCCGCUCACUCUUCUGGAAGGUCUUACGACCAUUAGCCAUUUUUGUCUUUUGGAACAGCCUACCCAAAAUAAAAAGACUGCUGCCGUAAGCGAUCCGAUCAACUUGAGAAAUGCCAAGAACGCCAUUUUGGAAGAGCUGCCUCGAAUAGUGAACACCAUGGCCCUCAUCUGGAAUGUCCUUAGAAAGGAGGACUCGCAGAAGAGACCGGUGGAUCUCCUGGGAGCUACAAAAGGGUCCUCCUCCGUUUACUUCAAAACCACAAAGACCAUAAGACAAAAAAUUUUAGACUUGCUGAACCCCUUGACGGGCCACCUCGGGGUUCAGCUGAUAGCCGCGGUUGCUACAGUGUGGAGCAGAAAGCAGGCGCGGUGCCACAGCAAGACCAAGAUGGUCCCAGCAGCAAGCGCGUCCCAGCACACCCUUGUCGACCUGGUCUGUGCCCUCAGCACCCUGCAGACAGACUCGGUGCUGCAGCUGGUGAAGGAGGUAGUGAAGAGGCCAGCGCAGAUCAAAGGGGACGAGAAGUCUCCCCUGGUGGACAUUCCUGUGUUGCAGUUCUGCUAUGCUUUCAUUCAAAGGCUGUCCAUACCGGGCCUGCAGGAGGCCUUCCCUUCCCUCCUGGGGGUCCUGAAGGAGGCCGUGCAGCUGAACCUGGCUCCCCCUGGAUACUUUCUGCUUCUCAGCAUGCUGAAUGACUUUGUGACAAGAACACCCAACCUGGAAAGCAAGAAGGACCAAAAAGACCUACAGGAAAUCACUCAGAGGAUCCUGGAAGCUGUGGGUACCAUUGCCGGCUCCUCCUUGGAACAAACAAGCUGGCUCAGCAGAAAUCUGGAGGUGAAAGCCCAGCCUCAGGUCUCUCUGGAAGAGUCAGAUGCCGACGAGGAUGCGCUCGCAGAUGCUGCUGCGGCCUCCACCAUGGUCUCCUCGUCUGCCCCCUCCAUUUACAGUGUGCAGGCGCUCUCUCUCUUGGCAGAGGUUCUGGCUUCUCUCCUGGACAUGGUUUAUCGCAGCGACGAGAAAGAGAAGGCGGUGCCGCUGAUCUCCCGCUUGCUGUACUACGUGUUUCCCUACCUGCGCAAUCAUAGUGCAUACAAUGCCCCCAGCUUCCGAGCCGGUGCCCUCCUGCUGAGCUCCCUGAGUGGCUAUGCCUAUACCAAGCGGGCCUGGAAGAAAGAAGUGCUGGAGCUGUUCUUGGACCCCGCUUUCUUUCAGAUGGAUACUUCUUGUGUUCACUGGAAGUCCGUCAUUGACCAUCUUCUGACCCACGAGAAAACAAUGUUUAAGGAUUUAAUGAACAUGCAGAGCAGUUCCUUAAAACUCUUCUCCAGCUUCGAGCAGAAGGCCAUGCUGCUGAAGCGCCAGGCUUUCGCUGUCUUCAGUGGCGAGCUUGACCAGUACCACCUCUACCUUCCCCUGAUACAAGAGCGCCUGACAGACAACCUCAGAGUCGGACAGACGUCCAUAGUUGCUGGUCAGAUGUUUCUUUUUUUCAGAGUUCUGCUGCUCAGAAUCUCUCCCCAGCACCUGACCUCGCUGUGGCCCAUCAUGGUCUCUGAGCUGAUCCAGACAUUCAUACAACUUGAGGAAGAUCUGAAAGAGGAAGAUGAGUCAAGAAACAGCAACAAAAUAAACAGAAUAAAAGUCCCAGUUGCUGAUGGAAACGGGCCGUCAGGCAGGGCCGUGUCCCCCAGUGAUCUCAUCAUGUACCUCUCUGCUUGCAAGUUCCUGGACACUGCGCUUUCCUUCCCGCCCGACAAGAUGCCCUUGUUUCAGAUUUACAGAUGGGCAUUCGUUCCAGAAGUGGACACUGAGCACCCGGCCUUCCUGUCAGAGCUGGAAGAGAAUCACCAAGAAUGCAGACCUCACACUGUCAGGAUUCUAGAACUUCUGAGGUUAAAAUAUGGGGAAAUCAGCAGCUCCGACGAGAUCACCAGGAAGAAGGAGUUUCCUCUUCUGCGCCAGCCCUCAGUUUCCUGCAUCAGGCAGUUGAUGCCGUUCUUCACCACAUUAAACUGUGCAUUCAAAACCCAAAGCCAGCUGCCUGCUGACGUGCCGGGCCCCGCAGCACCGGAGCCCCCUGUCGCCGAGAACCCGGGGGUCCUGCGGCAGCUGGAGGAGUGCGUGGAGCAGGACUUCCUGGAGCACCCAGAGUAAGAGUGUCCAGGAGGGCUUCCUCUUCCUCCCCCUCCCUGACCAGGAAGCGGUGUUCUGUAAAGAAGGGGGCUGGAGGUGCGAAUCAACCCUGCCCCAGUCCUGGAGCACCAUUCAGGUAUUUUCUGUUCAGCAGCCUCCCAUAAAUGCCUUGUAAUAUAUUUCAGCCCCUGUUUGUAUUUCUUCCUCAGUUUAUGUAAUGAAAAUAAAAUUAAUAUAUCAUCGAACCACA
Messenger RNA from Apodemus sylvaticus (European woodmouse), 7290 nucleotides. It is a transcript of the gene Dop1b, whose product is annotated as DOP1 leucine zipper like protein B. The record is from RefSeq and is a predicted model, not a curated record. Gene Ontology annotation, biological process: Golgi to endosome transport. Bases 174 to 7061 code for a protein of 2295 amino acids. NCBI's taxonomy places the organism in Eukaryota, Metazoa, Chordata, Mammalia, Rodentia, Muridae. Gene Ontology annotation, cellular component: trans-Golgi network; endosome. The transcript is spliced from 37 exons.